AGUGUGGGCGGUGUGCAGUCGGAUGUUGAUAGGCCUUGCUGCUAGGCUCGAGUUGUGGCUGCUGCCCGCUGCCGCUAUCACGCUUCCUGAAGUCUCCACAUCUUGCUAGAACUUUCCUGCUACUCUAGAAACACUGUCCACAUCCACAGCAAACCCAUGGCAACCGAACGCAUCUUUCCCGAUAGCUUCAUUGACGAAGAUCCACAGAAAGCUCUGGAGGCACUUAAUGAGGCCUUGCAAGGAGACUCAGACAAUGCUGAGUGGUUUUGCCAGCGUGCUUAUGCCCACAUACUUCUGAAAAACUACAGCAGUGCUGUUGCUGAUGCCAAAAAAGCACAGCAGCUACAACCCAGCCUUCCCCUUGCUUUCUUGCGAACAGGAAUAGCAGAAUACCACCUGAACGGCUACGAGUCAGCACAUGCAGCUUUCACUCAGGGACACCAACUGGAUGUUUCUGACAAAUCAUUUGAGAUCUGGAUCAAGCGGUGUGAGGAGAUGAUGGGAGAGCAGACGCAGAUCGGCAGCGGCAACAUGCAGACACCAGCGGUUCCACCUGUGAAACAUGACUGGUACCAAACAGAAUCUCAAGUCAUUGUCACAGUCAUGGCAAAAAAUGUACCCAAGGAUGGUGUGUGUGUCAACUUCAUGGAAAGAGAGCUCUCUGCCACGAUACGGCUGGCAUCUGGGGAGAACUACACCCUCAACCUUCAGCUCCUGCACCCCAUCGACCCCCAACAGAGCAACUUCAAGAUCCUCACCACCAAGGUGGAGUUCAAGAUGAAGAAGACCGAUGCCAUCAGAUGGGAGAAGCUGGAGGGAGAAGGACAGGAGUCCAACAUCAAACACUUCAAUCCUAAUCAGUACCCAUCAUCAUCCCACUACGCCUGCAAAUGGGACAAGAUGGUGGUGGACAUCAGCGAGGAGGAGAAAAGUGAGAAGCUGGAGGGAGACGCAGCGCUCAACAAGCUCUUCCAGCAGAUCUACUGCGAUGGCUCAGACGAGGUCAAGCGAGCCAUGAACAAGUCCUUUAUGGAGUCAGGUGGUACAGUCCUGAGCACCAACUGGAAAGAUGUGGGCAAGAGAAAAGUGGAAAUAAGCCCACCGGACGAUGCAGAGUUCAAGAAGUACUGAGCACCUCCCUCCUUCUGUCUUUGUCCUUUCUCUUUCUCCCCUCUGUUUGACAUCAUCUUUCUUCACAUUUGUCCAUCUGAACUCCAGCGGGAGUCCUCGUUGCUCUGCAGUCUCCGUGGCCAUCCACGUCCUCCUCUUCCCAAGCCGUUCUCAGUUGUGCUGUUGCUCUUGUGUUUUCACUAAGUGCAGGGAGCCUCGGUGUGCCCACUUUUACUCCACCAAACCACUCAUGGCCUACUCUCUGCAAUAACUUACUACCAGAUGGGGUCACUUAAUUUGAAUAAUCUGUUUGACUGAGUUAUCAGAGGCCCAUGGACUCAAAAGGGACCUAAGGUCUGGAUUAAAAUGUGACUGACAGACCUGAAAUGCUUCAAUUCAACUUUCAGACCUGGUUUUAGAGCAUCAUUCUUCUUUUCUCUCCGCCUCUCCUGGUUUUCUCAAAACGCCCACAGCCUUUUUAUUUGGGAGCCUUUUCUGACUUCUUAUUAUCACCACUUGUAUAAAAAUGUAAAGUUGUUUAAAAAUAAGAACCAACUGAGAUGUUUUAAAGGGCAACUAUGAUUGCAUUUCUCUUUCUGUACACUCAGUAAAAAGUCAACAGCAGUACUCUGCAAACUGACUUGUCUGGAAUGUGUGUGUUCCGGUCGUUCCCCCAGUGUGAUUCAAGCUUCAGUGUAAAUAAAAGAUUUGUUGUUUGGCUCAUAAA
Siniperca chuatsi (mandarin fish) is the source of this 1837-nucleotide messenger RNA. RefSeq names its product SGT1 homolog, MIS12 kinetochore complex assembly cochaperone (gene sugt1). The transcript is spliced from 13 exons. NCBI's taxonomy places the organism in Eukaryota, Metazoa, Chordata, Actinopteri, Centrarchiformes, Sinipercidae. Gene Ontology annotation, biological process: protein stabilization. Gene Ontology annotation, molecular function: protein-folding chaperone binding. The coding region runs from base 157 to 1131 and encodes 324 amino acids. The record is from RefSeq and is a predicted model, not a curated record.